AGGAAAAAAGUUUUAAGAAAUAAUUCGGCGGAUUUCGUACGCGACAUUAACAUAUUUCCGCUCCCGUGUUGGGAAGCGUUUUUGCGAUGACUCAGAAAGUGAUUGUGCUGGGCAAGGACGUUGCUGAGUUCGCUGCACUGAAGAGUAAUGGAGUAAAUUUAGAAAAGAACGAUGCAACGGACGCAGCGCGUCGCGUCUGCUUGGUGAGUCAGGGGGACUCGUCUGCGCAAACUGCUCGUCCAAUUCCCGCACUAGUACCUAUGCCUGGAGCCACUUUGUCGAAACCAGUAGAAAAGGUAGAUAGCGCCGCUGCGAAAGUUUCGAGUGAGUUGGGCAAACCUUGGAGACCCGGCGUGACUGCGAAGUUGAAUUGCUCGUGGUGUCCCGGUUCUUUCAUGAGUGCUUCUGGUUACAUGGCCCAUAUGAAAACGUGUCAUCCGUUUGCGUUGAGUCACUGCUCAUUUUUACAAGCACGUGCUUGCGGACACGGUAGGAUUACUCCCACUGGUGCCAUCCAAAUCGGGCAGCAACUUAGGCCUUUAACGAUUACCUCACGACCUGGAAUCGCUUUUCAUUCGCUAACGUAUAAUGGAACAACAAGGAGGUUAACCCGAAUCCUACCAAAAGGAGGUGCACAUCCAACGAAGUUCCAGCGCGUGUUCAUCGGAGUCAAGAAAAUUGAAAAACCAUCUUCUCCAUCUGUUGAUAGCCGCCCUAAACCCAAGAAUGAUUCUAGGGAUGAAAGCUGCACUAACUACUCUACUUUGCUGAUGCAUCGUGUGUAUCACAAAUUGCCGUCCAUGGGCAUUUACCCGUGUUCCAAGUGUUCAUUCCGUGGUAUUCUCCUUAGAGAACUUCUUGAUCACGAAAUUUGGCAUAAAUCGACUGCGCGAGACGAUGAAGAAAUGCCGGAGUCUCGUAUUCUCGUGGAAUCUGGUGGUAAACUUGAACCGAAAGGAAAUCCGACACCAUGUAAAGUGCGGCUCUUGUCCGUUCAGGAUGAAUUGCGGGAUUUACCGAUUGAUAUCCCCGCUGACAAACCUGGAAAUAUUCAAGAAGAUGGUGACAAAAUUGAGCUCAAGGAAUCUGUGGUGUGCGCGAACACAUCAGACACUGCUGAUGAGGAAGUUAAAAGUGUUGAAGACGAAUUGAUCUCCACGGAAAAUGAAAAAGACAGCAUCAACCUCGUCGAAGAAAUUGACAUUUCUCGAAAUGAAGCUGAUGCGUUGAGCGACGAAGACCAAAAACCCCUUCCCAUCGGUACUUUGGAAGUCGAAGAAAAAGAAGAAGACACAGGAGAAGAAGAUUCCGAAUCGAAAGAAAAUUUAACGAAGCCAGAAAUCGCUGAACCCGUGAUGGGAACUUCACCGAUGCAGAUAUCCGAUGACGAUGAACAGCUAAUGAUUUCGGAUUCCUGUGAUACGUUGGAAACAGCAAAAACUUCCGAAGUUAUCAAAUGUGAAAAUGAGGUAUCAACAAUUCCGGAGUCGAAAGAAAAUUUGUUAGCGCAGCCACUAAGCAUGUCGCCAUUUGUGGUACUGAAACGGUUAAGCAAAUGUAGAGUUCCUAAACGCCUCCGUCCUCAAAGGAAAAGCAGCUUAUCUGAUGGCAUUUAAUUUUUAGUUAUUCAAUUUUUUUCUCAUUGUCAGGCUCACGAAAACUUAAGCCGCAGUUCCGGAGUUUAUCUGCAUAACAAAUAUGAGGUUGCACAAAUAUUUCAGUGAAAAGCAUAGUGUUGAUUAAAGGUCUGACAGCUUGGAUUUUUUUCCCUGAUUUAACUGACGAAAUAUUUUUGGUAAGUACACUGCAUAAUCUUCUGAAGUCAAGAUUUUUUUUUGAAUUACAUUGCAUUUUUUGAAGCAUUGUAGCAUCCUGUGAAGCUGAAUGCAACCAUGAGAUUAAAAAAUUUGUUACCUCUUUUGGUUGUGGAAAACUUGAAAUUGAAAUACUCUUCCCUUAAUUUUCUGUCUUGAAUUCAAGCCUUAGUUGAAGAGGAACGAUUUUCGUUGCUGAUAUUGUUUUAUUGAAAUUGCUUGUCGUAAGUUGUUAUUGAAUGUUUCAAUAAUGUAUGCUCACAUAUAAAUGUUUUACCGAUAUAUGUGAUGAUACGAUCCGAGUCUGUGUUUGACAGAAUAUCAUGCCAUUUUUAAGAUUUUCUUUGUAUACCGUAAAAAGUUGGAUUGAUUUAUUUUUCGAUUUUUCGUGGUUCGAAUUUGAUUUACAUUUUUUUUUUACUUCAGGAUGUUAAUUGUCAAACCCAGCGAUUGACAUCAUUUAUGCUGUACGAGGAACAGUAAAGUUCGUGAUUGUUUCUUAGGGGCAUUGAAGAUCGAGGCAUGCUUUGGUAACGAACAUUUCUUCUUUUUAUAAAUAUUAGAUACUUCGUUUUAUAUAAUUUUUUUAUAAUUCUCAUAUGGUGUAUUAUCUGAUUCGGAUUUGCUGUUGAAAAUGAACUAUUCUUUGUUCGCCAGA
Messenger RNA from Notodromas monacha, 2472 nucleotides. The record is from the annotation of a GenBank genome assembly. Lineage: Eukaryota; Metazoa; Arthropoda; Ostracoda; Podocopida; Cyprididae.